Messenger RNA from Funneliformis caledonium, 1271 nucleotides. Lineage: Eukaryota; Fungi; Glomeromycota; Glomeromycetes; Glomerales; Glomeraceae. The record is from the annotation of a GenBank genome assembly.
UCGAAGCUUAUAAUAGUGAUUCUAGUAACAACGAAUCCGAAAAUAAACAAACCUUUCUUCAAGAAGAUGCCGUAACUGUUGAAUUAGAUUCAACACAUUCUUCACAGAAUUCUAUUCCAUAUGCUUCUUUCAAUAAACAAAAAAGAAAAAGAUCAAUAGAGGGAACAAUUACACGUUUUUCACACAGUCAACAUUCAACAGAAAUUCCACAAAAAAAAGUUAAAGGUUAUAUUUCAAAGCGCGAGAAGUUAAAACAGGAGGCCGAAAAGUUAAAAGCUAAUACAAAUGAACACUCAAUAGCAGUAAAUCAGGAGAACCGUGAUACGGUCUCUUAUGUUGGAACCUUACUGAAGCUACCUAAUCUAAUAAUUUCUGCAUUAGAAGACACUCGGGAUGAAAGUAAAGCCCGUUUUAAUACUAUUCCAAAACAACAAAUCAUUUCUCUUAAAACUGAACAUGUUAAUGGAGUGAAUUCUAUUUUAUGGUGUGGUUCAUUUGGUCAAGUGUUGGCUUCAGCCUCUAUGGAUGGUACUGUUCGAAUAUGGGAUGUAUUUAGAUCAAAGCAAUGUGUUCGAAUUUUACGUCAUGAAGGGGCAGUAAAAGACAUUCGGUGGGAUCAUACUCGUAACCAUAUACUUUCAGGAGGAUACGAUAAGAUCGUAAAAUUAACUGACAUUGAAAAAGGAACUAAAAUUCAGUCAUUCCCACAUUCACAUAUAGUCACUUCACUUCGUUAUCAUCCUACGCAAUCAAAUAUUUUUGUUUCAGGCAUGAUAAAGGAUGGAAUAUAUUCUUGGGAUAUUCGCUCUAAUAAAAUUAUUAAAGAAACCAAAAAAUUUUGGGGAAGCGUUAACGAUUUAGAAUUUUUUCCUGAUGGUAAUAGUUUACUCACUUGUUCUGAUUAUGUUGUAAGGAAUGCCUCUGACAAGAAUAUUGUAGUUUGGGAUUAUGAUUCACUUACAACUAUAUCAAAUCAAAUUUAUCAAGAAACAUAUUCAUGUACCGCUUUAAGGAUCCAUCCUUCCAAGAACCAUUUUAUAGCUCAAUCUAAUGCAAAUUAUAUCCCAAUAUUUGGAAUGAAUAAACCUUGGAAGUUGGAUAAACGCAAGAGAUUUGAAGGACAUUUAGUUAAUGGACAUCCAAUUAAAUGUAAUUUUUCACCCGAACCAGAUUUGGGUCGUUUCAUUGUUUCGGGUGAUUCAAAUGGUGGAUUAUGCGUGUUGGCAUCCUGUGUUAAAUGGGGUGGUUGCGAGUUGUGGUUGGGAUUGUAA